AUGGACCAAGAGAAGAUGGGGCCUUCGGGCUUGGACGACAUCUCGCACCAGCAGAGCGCCAAGUUCGGCCAGGUCGAGGACCCCAACGUCGAGCCGGGCCACGAGCUUCACAGGCGGCUCGAGACGCGCCAUGUCACCAUGAUCGCCCUUGGCGGCGCCCUGGGCACGGGUUUGCUGAUCGGAACCGGUUCCGCCCUCGUCAAGGCUGGCCCGGCCGGCAUCCUCAUCGACUACUCCAUCGUCGGCUGCAUCGUCUUCCUCGUCAUGGCUGCCCUCGGCGAGAUCAUCUCCUACAUGCCUCUGUCCCACGGCUUCGGCGGCUACGCGACGCGCUUCGUCGACCCGGCCCUGGGCUUCGCCACGGGCUACGUCUACUUCUUCAAGUACCUCCUCGCCACGCCCAACCAGCUCUCGGCCUUCGCCCUCAUCAUGAAGUUCUGGGUCGGCGACCGUGUCAACCCGGCCGUCUUCAUCUCCAUCGCCCUCGUCCUCAUCGUCGCCAUCAACAGCAUCAGCGUCAAGGCCUUUGGCGAGUUCGAGUUCUGGCUGUCCUCCCUCAAGGUCAUCAUCAUGGUCGGCGUCAUCCUGCUGCUCUUCAUCCUCGCCGUCGGCGGUGGCCCCACCGGCGACCGCCCGGGCUUCCGCUACUGGUCCGACCCGGGCGCCUUCGCCGAGUACAAGGUCGAGGGGGCCCAGGGCCGUCUGCUCGGCGUCUGGAGCGCCAUGGUCGCCGCCGUCUACGCCUUCUCCGGCACCGAGCUCGUCGGUGUCACCGUCGGCGAGGCCAAGAACCCGCGCCUCAGCAUGCCCAAGGCCGUCCGCCUGACCUUCAUGCGCAUCGUCUUCUUCUACGUCAUCUCCGUCUUCCUGCUCGGCAUGGUCGUCCCCUACAAUAGCCCCGAGCUCGUCUUCGCCGCCAAGGCCAAGACGAGCGCCGCCGCCUCGCCCUUUGUCGUCGCCAUCACCAUCGCCAAGAUCAAGGGCCUCGACCACGUCAUCAACGCCUGCCUCGUCAUCUUUGUCUUCUCCGCCGCCAACUCGGACAUCUACAUCUCCUCCCGUACCCUGUACGGCAUUGCUGUUGACGGCAAGGCCCCCCGCAUCUUCACGCGCACCACAAAGUCCGGCGUGCCCUACGUGGCCCUCGGCCUGUGCGGUAUCUUCUGCAGCUUGGCCUACAUGUCUGUCAGCACCGGCGCUGCGACCGUGUUUGGCUAUCUGACCAACAUGGUCACCGUCUUUGGCCUGUUGACUUGGAUCUCCAUCCUCAUCUCCCACAUCUUCUUCUGCCGUGCCCGCGACGUGCAGAGCAUCGACCCGGCGUACAUCCCCUACCGCGCCCCCUUCGGCAUCUGGGGCUCCUACGCCGCCCUCGGCUUCCUCAUCAUCCUGACCCUGACCAAGGGCAUCGAGGUCUUCGUCGGCACCUUUGACUACAAGAACUUCAUCGUGCAGUACAUCGGCAUCCCCGUCUACCUCAUCUGCAUCUUCGGCUUCAAGAUCCUCAAGAGGACGAGCCGCGUCCACUCGGCGACGGCCGACCUGCUGACGGGCGUGCCGCUCGAGACGGUGGCCGAGGAGAGGGCCGCGUUCGAGGCCGAGAGGAGGGAGAAGGAGGAGGCCUCCGGCAACAAGGGCAUGCUGGCCAGAGUCUACCGCAAGGGAUUCGCCUGGCUGUUCUGA
Messenger RNA from Colletotrichum higginsianum IMI 349063, 1683 nucleotides. RefSeq names its product Amino acid permease. The transcript has 3 exons. The record is from RefSeq and is a predicted model, not a curated record. Gene Ontology annotation, biological process: amino acid transmembrane transport. Bases 1 to 1683 code for a protein of 560 amino acids. Gene Ontology annotation, cellular component: membrane. Gene Ontology annotation, molecular function: amino acid transmembrane transporter activity. NCBI's taxonomy places the organism in Eukaryota, Fungi, Ascomycota, Sordariomycetes, Glomerellales, Glomerellaceae.